Molecule: messenger RNA, 1807 nt
Organism: Gamsiella multidivaricata
Lineage: Eukaryota; Fungi; Mortierellomycota; Mortierellomycetes; Mortierellales; Mortierellaceae
Product: tRNA-guanine(15) transglycosylase-like protein
Exons: 4
Coding region: 21-1739 (572 amino acids)
Molecular function (GO): tRNA-guanosine(34) queuine transglycosylase activity
Source: RefSeq, a predicted model, not a curated record
UCAACAUAUAGCAAGCCACCAUGAUACAGCAUCUUGACUUCCUGGAAACAACGCUCUUUUUGGCACCAAGCACCAACUGCAUUAUGUCGCCCUUGGACUUUGAUAUCUAUGCCUCAUCGCCACAGUCUGCUGCAGCACGUCUGGGAAAGCUCUCAAUAUCAAACAAGGCUGAACAGGAUGGCAUCACGACCAAGCGGGUGAUUCAGACACCGGGCUGCUUCAUGUACUCGAUCAAAGGAUCCGUGCCACACCUCACUCCAGACAAUAUGCGCCUGCAAGACUUUGGCGGUGUCAUUGUCUCUCUGGAGGAGAUCCUGCAAACGGAUCAACCUACCUCUUUCUCAAACUGGCCUUCGAUCUCUUCGGCGCCCUUCAAGUUCACCUUGGCGGACUACCUGCAUCUGUGCGACCUCAUCCUCCUUUGCGACCUCCGCAACAACGCCUCACCGACCACCGACUCUACAAAACUGGGCUCCAACACAGAUCGUCAUGUCCUGCUGUCAACACCUAAGGGCGUUCGUCAAUUGACUUUGGACGAUUACCUUCAGAUCGCUCGGCAAUAUCGUCCCGAUAUCAUAGCCUCCCUGGCGGACAACAUUGCAGAGACUCAGGUACCAUCUCAGAAACGCGUCCGCAAGAGCAUAGAGCGGACACUGAAAUGGUUGGAUCAGAUCCUGUUGGAGAGACAAGGUGGAGAUGGUAGGAUCGCGGAUCGUCGAUUGGAAGAGGAAAAGAGACGCAAGAAGGAAGAGAAGGAGAGGAGACGUAACAUGACCAAGGAGCAGCAGCAACAGCAGGAAGAUGCCGAUCAGCAACCAGAGGUGCCAGCGGAAGUUCAGCCCAUUGCGACGGACCCAUGGAUGGAUGUCGCUGUAUUUGCACAUGUGCAGGGGUCGCAGUUCGAGGAGGAGAGGAUUUUGAGUGCGAAAGAAACUGCGCAGAGAAGCGCCGUCGAUGGGUUCAUAAUGGAUGCAAAAUCACUGGCAGGUGCAUGCACGAAAGCAGAGAUCUUGAAGCAUAUCGAGACCUCGAUCGAGCACUUGCCUCCUCAAAAGCCAAGGCUUCUCUAUGGCGUCAACACACCAGAGGACGUGCUGAAGGCGAUUCCGUUGGGCGUGGACUUGUUCGACACCUCAUACCCUUAUCAACUGACCGAGGAUGGAAAGGCAUCCUUGUAUUGUUUUGGACACAAUUUACAUCCUUCGUCAUCGCCGUUAUCGUCCUACUCAACCAGUAACGGCAACAAACGUUGGAUUAAUCUGUGGGAUGAGGAACAUGGAGACAAGUUCAUCCCUCUUCUUGAAGGGUGCGAGUGUUAUGCCUGUAAGGGAGGCAGGCAUACAAGAGCGUAUAUCAACCAUCUCUUGAAGGCGCACGAGAUGCUCGCCACUGUUCUGCUCAUGAGCCAUAACAUGUACCAAUACUCAAAGUUCUUUGCUGCUGUUCGAGAGGCGAUCAAGGAAGGAACUCUGGAACAGCACUCAAAGGUCUUUGACGAAACAUUCGGCGCCGAACCCGUUCGGACAAGCGAGAAACACGCAGCGCAGAUUGUAGUUGAGGCAGCGCUCUCAAAACGCAAUCAGCGACUUGAGGCCCCAGAAUCUGGAGCUGUCGAUGCCAUCGGCAUGGGUGACGAUAAGACCACGAAGAAGCGGCCAGACGACGAAGAUGCCAGCAACGAGAAUAAGAAGGUCAAGAAGGCCGAGGAAGAGGAAAUAACAAACAGAGAUAUAGCAUAGAUCCGGCGUAGACAAACGCUCGCUCAGCAUAGGACAGUAAUAGUAAUUGUAAUAAUAAUGCUUUGGAG